AUUGAGGGAAAACAAAUAAUAGAGUUGUUGUUUUCACUGUUGAACUUGGGAUUUCCGGGGGUUUUUGUUGUUUAUAAUUAAUUGUGGGAAGUGGGUCUGAGUCAUGACGGACGAGAAGAUCGUCAGCUCCACUGAGAAAGUAGAAUCAACGGAGAGCAAUUCGAGUAAAGAGAAUCAGAGUGCUAAUGCCGAUGAUGAGAAGGAGAAAACUAAGGGGGAAGAGAACGGCGAAAAGGGUAAUUGUAGGGGUGCUUCCAAUGGGGAUGCUAGCAAUUGUUAUUGUGGGAAGGACAGGAACCUCAAUAUCGCAGAAUUAUUAUGCGCCAGUUGUUCGAGAUGGUUUCAUGAGUCAUGCAUUGGUUAUCAGUUAGGCAAAUUAGUUCCAUUCAUGAUGAAUUACAUAUUCAUGUGUAAGAAUUGUUCUCCAACUGGUCUCGAGAGUUUCAAGAAGAAUCAAGCUCAAUUUCCACAAAUGUGCGUCACAGCGAUAGCUAACCUUCUCCAAAUAGCUCAGAAGGAUCCAGAGCAGCGAAUGCUGUUCAAUAAAGACCGAGAUAUCAUUCCAUUUAUCGAGUUACACUGGGAAAGUAUGACGACAAUGCCCAGGAGAGUUACACAAUCUUGGCAUGCAACAAUCCACAGAGCAUUGUUGAAGGACGUUGGAACUCUCUUCACGAUGGAUGAGAACAAUACCGAUGGACAGUUGUUCGGGCUAACAACGCCAGACCUUGUGCUCAUUAAACCCAAUUAUGAGGCUAUGAUCAAAGGUGGACAUUUGAAGAUAACUGAGAUGGGAGUGCAACAUGUCGUACCGUUGGGCUCAGGGCUCAGAGGACGAAAUGCUAAGCGCAAACUCCCGGGGGAGGGCACAGGGACUGGUCCAGGGAAGAAGGGACGAGGAUCUGAUCUAUCCACUCCAAAAUUACCAGCUCAUGGAUAUCCACUAGAGCAUCCGUUCAAUAAGGAUGGGUACAGGUAUAUUCUGGCUGAACCCGACCCACAUGCUCCAUUCAGACAGGAAUUCGAUGAAAGUAGUGAUUGGGCAGGCAAACCGAUCCCCGGGUGGUUGUACCGAGCCCUGAGUCCGAGCACAGUCCUCCUAGCCCUUCACGAUCGAGCACCUCAGAUGAAGGUAGCAGAGGAUCGACUGGCCGUGACUGGGGACAAGGGCUACUGCAUGGUGAGGGCGACCCACAGUGUCUCCAGAGGGACUUGGUACUGGGAGGCGACCAUCGAGGAAAUGCCAGAGGGUUCAGCAACUAGACUUGGCUGGGGACAGGACUACGCGAACCUCCAGGCUCCCCUGGGAUACGAUAAAUUCGGGUAUUCCUGGAGGUCCAGGAAAGGCACGAGAUUCCAUGAGAGCAGGGGGAAACACUACAGCAAUGGCUAUGGCGAGGGUGACACUCUAGGGUUCCUCAUUAUUCUGCCAGACACCUAUGACUCCUCGCAUAUUCCUAAUACUUAUAAAGAUCGUCCUCUAGUUAAAUUCAAAUCCCACCUCUACUACGAAGAGAAAGAUCAAGUUCCUGAAGCACUGAAGACACUGAAGUCCCUUCCAGGAAGUAAAAUAUUAUUCUAUAAGAAUGGAGUAUCUCAGGGUGAAGCUUUCGUUGAUAUGUACAGGGGUGGCUACUACCCAACUAUUUCCAUUCAUAAAAGUGCAACAGUUUCAGUAAACUUCGGGCCUAAUUUCAAAUUCCCACCGCAAGACGUUACCUUCCGAGGGAUGUGCGACAAAGCGGAGGAAGCAAUGGCCGAGCAGUCAAUGGCAGACAUGCUCUACCUCAAUGAGAACGAGGGAAAACUCAGACUGGACACGUACUCUUUAUGACAUUAAUGAAAAUUUUUAUUUCAAUUUUUCAUUGAGUUCUGCAUUAACUUAAAAUCAAUGUCAUUAAAAAAUUGUGAUUACAACUGUUCUUGAAGUUACGUAAAUCAUUGUGGAUGAUAAUUGUAUUCGUGAUCCUCGUAGAUUUUGCAGUUUUAGUAAACGAGUAUUGAACUGGAUGAUAAA
Diachasma alloeum is the source of this 2017-nucleotide messenger RNA. RefSeq names its product set1/Ash2 histone methyltransferase complex subunit ASH2 (gene ash2). The coding region runs from base 104 to 1834 and encodes 576 amino acids. The record is from RefSeq and is a predicted model, not a curated record. The transcript has 9 exons. Gene Ontology annotation, cellular component: Set1C/COMPASS complex. Lineage: Eukaryota; Metazoa; Arthropoda; Insecta; Hymenoptera; Braconidae. Gene Ontology annotation, molecular function: protein binding; transcription cis-regulatory region binding.